AUGGCGUUAACAAAUGAAAAAAGCGGCAAUACCUCCACCGGUGUGGACGCACCGAAGUCUUCUGGUGAUGACUUGCCACAGCCAAUCAAUCACGAGCCCCAAGAAGAUGAUAUUGAGAAACCGCCCUUCCUUUUCACUUCGCAAGCUUCCGGUGGGUCAGAAGAGGCCUUGGACAGUGACGAUCCUCGGCUUAAGGACAUACCCGCUUACGUUCGCCGGGUGGUCAGUUUCUCAGACGAUCCAGAGCUGCCUACUCUGACCUUCCGUUACUUCGUACUUACCAUACUGUUCGUGAUACCCGGGGCAUUUCUCAGUAUGAUGAGCCACUAUCGCACCACCUACGCCCCAUACUCAGUCUUCUUUGUGCAAAUCGCAUCGAGCUAUGCUGGGGUUUGGUUACACCAAAUUCUCCCUGCAUGGAAUGUCAAGGUUCCAUUUACUCCUUGGAGUUUCAAUUUGAACCCAGGACCAUUCAGUGUCAAAGAGCAUGUCCUCAUAACAAUAUCGGCGGCUUCAGGCGCCACCUAUAACCUCGGAUAUGCCCCCAUAUCAAUGGCUGAACUGUACUUUGGUCAGAGAGUACACCCAGCUGUUGCCAUAUUCUUCAUGUGGGGGAUUGUUUGGACAGGAUAUAGCUUUGCGGCUAUCGGCAGGCAAUUUUUAAUCUAUGAUCCUCAAUACCCUUGGUUCACAUCAUUGUGCCAGACUGCUCUCUUUGAGACACAGAAGAAACAACGCCAAAAUCCAACUACCUUAUCUCGCCGCCAAACGAAAGUCUUUUUCAUUGCUUUACUUGGUAUGACAUUAUGGCAGUUUCUUCCCGAGUUCGUAUUUCCGAUGCUUGGCUCACUCGCAUUUCUUUGUUGGGUUGCUCCGAACAACGCCGUUGCGAAUUUUAUUGGGGGAGGCUUUGGCGGGAUGGGAUUCCUCAAUCUUUCAUUGGACUGGUCGAGCAUAUCAAAUCUCAAUGGCACUACCAGCUUAUUCCUCACGCCUUGGUGGACGCAGGUUGUUAUGUUCUUUGGUUUUGCCACCAGCUGCUGGAUCCUAUUACCUGCGGCAAAGUUUGGGGGGCUGGGGCAGUGGCAUCACAAGCUGAUGUCAAACCAGAAUGGAACGACCUAUCCGAUAAAUGAUGUUCUCACUUCCGAAGCUACAUUUAAUGAGACCGCAUACGCCGAGAUUGGUGUGCCGUACGUUAGUACCCACGUCCUCUGGUCUAUGUCUUACACAUCUGCGAUCUCCUGGAUGGCAAUCUUUGGCUACAAGCAGAUCCGCAGUAGUUUAUCUAAGUUUCAUGAGAGAGCCACGAGGAAGGGAGCGAAAAUCAGCGAGCAGUACGACGAUCAGCUCAGCAUCCUACAGCGUUCCUAUGAGGAAGUUCCCUUCCUGUGGUUUGCCAUUCUAUUUGGUGUGUCAUUUAUUGCGCUGGUCACAAUUGUUGCUACGGGGAACCUUUAUAUCCCUAUCUGGACAUAUUUUGUAGCCGUUGGCACGGGAGCUGUGCUUGUCGUUCCUCUCGGCUGGUUGUACGCACUAUCAAAUUUCCAGCUACCGAUCGGCACCACCAACGAGCUGCUUUAUGGCUUGAUGGUUAACGCCGUAAAUGGACACAAGAACCCAACAGGCGCUUCCGUCUACGGCAGUAUUGCCGGCAAUGCUUGGUACAGAGCACAGCUGAAUCUUCAGGAUAUGAAGAUAGGGCAUUAUAUGCAUAUCCCUCCCAAGGCAGUAUUUUUCUCGCAGGUGUUUGGAUCCUUUCUAGGUAUCCCGAUUAAUUACGCUGUGAUAAGAUGGGUACUCGACACGAAGUUUGACUACCUGACGGGCGAGAAGGAGGAUCCUACUCAUCAAUGGACGGCACAGAGCUUGGCCUCCAACUUGACAAUGAGCGUCCAGUAUGUGCUUAUCGGACCCCGCCGCCUAUUUCAAACACACAUCUACAAAAUCAUCCCUUACGGCUUCCUCGUCGGAGCCGUGGCCCCGGUCAUCUUUUUUAUCUUGAACCGAUACUUCCCACAGGCUAAGUUCCGUCUUUGGAACACGACCAUCUACUUUUCCGCCAUGUCUACAUUCUACGGGAACAUCAGUACUGGCUACUUUAGUAGUUUUGUAGGCGGUUUCGUGGUCAUGUUCUGGGCCUACCGCUACCGCUACGAGAUGUGGGCGAAGUGGAAUUAUAUCCUGGCUGCAGCUUUUGACGCCGGCUUCAACUUCAAUAUGCUACUAAUCUUCUUGUUCUUUGGUGCGGGUAAGAUUAUCAACAUGCCGCAUUGGUGGGGGAACGAGGAGGCAAGUAGUGAGCGGUGUUUUGCCCUGGAUUGA
Messenger RNA from Clonostachys solani, 2325 nucleotides. Lineage: Eukaryota; Fungi; Ascomycota; Sordariomycetes; Hypocreales; Bionectriaceae. The record is from the annotation of a GenBank genome assembly.